AUGGACUCCAGCCCCUCCCGCAUCAACAAGUUCGACGGAACCAACUUCCACGCGUGGAAGUUUAAGAUGCAAAGGUGCUCGAAGAACGUCCCCUCGACGUUCAAGAGGACGUCCCGCAAGGCGAUGGCGAUCAUCUGCCUCGCGAUGGAAGACUCUCAACUGCCGUUGGUCCGCUCGGCGAGUGGUGCGCACGAUGUCUGGUCAAAGCUAGAAGACCACUUUAAGAAGAACAGCCUUGCGAACAAGCUCUUUCUUCGUCGUCGUUUCUUCACGGCCAUGAUGGAAGAAUGUGAUGAUGUGCUCGCGCAUAUCAACAAGCUCAAGACGUUGGCGGAGCAGCUCGACGCGGUCGGCGCUCCGGUCAGCGAGGACGACUUGGUGAUCACGCUUCUCGGCAUCCUGAGCGAGUCGUACCAGCUCCUGAUCACGGCGUUGGAAUCACGUUCCGACACCCUGACGUGGGAACUCGUGACGUCUCGGCUCCUCCAUGAAGACAUGAAGCGCAAGGAGCAAGGUGGCGCUGGAAUCGCCGCAGGCCAAGCGUUCAUGACGGGCGACAAGAAGCGCAGUGCGCGGCCAGUAUAG
Messenger RNA from Hyaloperonospora brassicae, 585 nucleotides. The record is from the annotation of a GenBank genome assembly. Lineage: Eukaryota; Oomycota; Peronosporomycetes; Peronosporales; Peronosporaceae.